Molecule: messenger RNA, 1231 nt
Organism: Opisthocomus hoazin
Lineage: Eukaryota; Metazoa; Chordata; Aves; Opisthocomiformes; Opisthocomidae
Source: RefSeq, a predicted model, not a curated record
GAAGGGGACAGUUAACAGCACAGUUAACCAAAACCCAGGCUCACCUGGGCACCAUGGGCAUCUCCCACUGCAUCAUUCAGGACCUGAGGUUCCUACGUGCCUUUUUUGGUCUUUUCAGCAAGCUAAUGGAAACCGAUUCUGUAUCUUCAAGGCAAGAUGAUGAGGUUUUAGAGUUCUCCAGACUAGUAACAACAGAGAAUUGAUACAGCUCUAUGGCAGCCAAAUGCCAGCGCAUCUCUACGUUUCAACUUUACCGUUAGCCUCAGGGUAACUGCACGUCAGGAUGGCGACUCCAAACCUGGAGAACCAGCUGCAGAGUGCCCAGAAGAACCUGCUGUUUCUGCAGCGAGAGCAUGCCAACACGCUGAAAGGCCUGCACGCUGAGAUCCGCCGCCUGCAGCAGCACUGCACAGAUUUAACCUAUGAGCUGACUGUAAAGAGUACGGACUUGUCAGGAAAAGGUAGUUCAAGAAGUGACGAACUCAAAAGAAAGUGCGAAGAUCUUGAAGCCCAGCUGAAAGUCAAAGAGGCUGAAAAUAAUGAAUUACUGAAAGAUCUUGAGCAAAAGAAUGCGAUGAUAAUGGUGCUGGAAAACACUAUUAAAGAAAGAGAAAAGAAGUAUUUGGAAGAGUUGAAAAUGAAAAGCCAUAAGCUCAACAUGUUGUCGAGUGAACUAGAGCAGAGAGCGAGCACUAUUGCCUAUUUAACUUCUCAGCUGCAUGCCACGAAGAAGAAGCUGCUGAGCUCCAGUGGGACUUUGGAGGGGACCCCUUCUGGCAGUCCCGUGCUGUCCAGCUAUAAGCCGUCCCCUCCCAAGGAUAAACUGCCGGAGACUCCGCGGCGCAGGAUGAAGAAGAGUCUGUCAACGCCGCUCAACCCCGAGUUUGAAGAGGCCUACAGAAUAGGGUCGGAUAGCCGCAAGCUGCUGCUGAGAGAGCCUGUGGAUGCCAUGCCUGACCCCACGCCGUUUCUCUUGGCCAGGGAGACGGCAGAGGUACAUCUCGUUAAGGAGAGGCCGUUAGUUAUUCCACCGAUCGCUUCCGAUCGUGCGUCCGGUGAAUCGCACAGCCCGGCCCGGGAGAAGCCGCACAAGGCACACAUCGGGGUGGCGCAUCGGAUCCACCACGUCGCGCCGUCCCAGCCGCAGCCGGAGGUGGAAACGCUGGCAGUGGAUCAGGUCCACGGAGGCAAAGUGGUCAGAAAGCACUCAGGGACAGACAGAACUGUUUGA